AUGCAGCAAGCGGUUCAUGGGGCGAAAUGCGAGCUGGCGACCAAGUUUUGGGAGACUCUUACUCGUAUCGAGAGGCAGUUGGACGUCGUUGAGAAAGCUAGAGAGGAGAACUACGUGAGCGAGGAGGCAGAGCUUACGGCAGCGGUGGCUGGAUCUGCAGGAGCCCAUCAGAGGCUUACAGACGAGGUAGCGAACCUUAGGAGGAUUCUUAGCGCCCCGCCGGUCAAGCUGGAUGACUGUGAGCACAUCGAGGUAGCUGCGGCAUCGCUGGGCGUGCGUGACUUCUCAGGGACUAACGGCAAGACUCCGGGAUUAUCCACUCUUAGCGCUAGGAAGACGGCGUCGGGCCCUACCACUUCGGAGGAGUUAGUUCCUGAGCCGGAGGCACUUGCUACUGUUGCUACUGAUCCGACUGCCGUGCCUACAGAGCAGGUGACCGAGGUGGCUGUCCCUUUCUCAAGAGGAGGUACUCUCGAGGACGACGGGUUUGUUCCCCCUGUUCGCGCGGGCACCGAUACGGUUGAGCAGGUGCCCGAGGAGGAAACCGAGGUGACCGAGCAGGUAUUCAACGAAGGAGCCGAGGUGCCCGAGCAAGUAUCCGCGGAGGAUGCAACGAACACAGCAGCAGAUCACGACGGGAUGGAGGUCGAAGAGACCGUUUAG
Messenger RNA from Arabis nemorensis, 663 nucleotides. NCBI's taxonomy places the organism in Eukaryota, Viridiplantae, Streptophyta, Magnoliopsida, Brassicales, Brassicaceae. The record is from the annotation of a GenBank genome assembly.